Messenger RNA from Adineta ricciae, 876 nucleotides. The record is from the annotation of a GenBank genome assembly. NCBI's taxonomy places the organism in Eukaryota, Metazoa, Rotifera, Eurotatoria, Adinetida, Adinetidae.
AUGAAUAAACCCGGCACGUUUCCUCGCAGAGAAAUGAUACAAAUGAUGCCUUCAUCGCACGUCAAUAUGGUUAAUUUAAACAUCCCAAUCGCAGAAAACUUCACUUGUGUGAAAACCAAUCAAUUAUUUAAUGGAAUACGAACUACAGUCUGUGUGCACAACUCCACUGAUUUUCUCAGUAGCUUAUUCCUCAAUAAUCAAAUUUACGAAAGCAAUCAUCUCAAUAAACUAUUUCGUAUCAUGUGGCGAUAUCCUGACAUCGCUCUGAUCGAUGUCGGUGCAAACUUUGGUGUUUAUACUAUGUUCGCUGCUGCCAUGAAUCGUUCUGUUAUCGCUAUCGAAUGUUUUUCACCCAAUUACAAUCGAAUCAUCAGAGCUAGUCAAUUGGAAAAUGUUCAGGACAAGAUAAUUCUCAUUGGAAACGCGAUUUAUUCGACGUCAGGAGAAUAUCUCCGACUAUCCAGAUCUCCGGAAAACAUUGGAAGUCAAUCUAUUCAGGGUAAUGCUAACACAAAUCAAUCGACAAACAACUCUUACAUCGUCAAAACCAUCCGAUUCGAUGAUAUCCUUCCAGUAAUAAAACAAACUUCGCAUCGGACGUUUCUACUCAAAGUCGAUAUCGAAGGAUAUGAAUAUUAUCUUUUUGAAAGUGGAAGACAAGUUUUCGACUACAUCGAUAUACCUGUAAUUCAUAUGGAAUGGUAUCAACUAGCUCAUAAGCGAGAGUUUGAGACGUAUGUGGUCGAAUUUUUAACACAACGCGGUUAUAUUCCAACUGAAGACACGUGCAAAGUUUUAAAUACAACGAAUAUAUUGAAGGGAUGGCCAAUCGAUGUCUUUUGGAUCAAAGUCAACCGAUUGACUCUGUGUUCUUAG